CCACCGGUGCAGCCAAACAGACACAUCCACCGCGUCCACUGUGUGUAGUCUUUCACGCAGCCGGCCGAAAUACGAGAAAAUCCUCCCCUUCUCUGAUGUCAGCCCGUCUCGGGUGUCCAGCAUCUCUCCAGUCUCCGCUCGAGUAGGUGCUUCAACUCUCUCCUCGCGAAUCACCUUCGCCUCUGUUGUUGUUACUGUUACGCAUCUCCCACGGAUUCGCGAUCGCGUUGGUUGUUGCUAUAUCUCUCGGCUUUCAUCCGGCAGAGUUCUUAAAAUACAUCAUCUGGACUUGCAAUCGACGGCCUGUCAGUCGCUCCUGUACACAUCCGCCAGCCGUGAGUCCAUUGUGAUUGACUAUCGAUUUCGGCUACACGCACAGACGCGCCGUGUAUAGGUGCUCAAUUCGGCCUACAGCAAACGGCUGACGUAUAGGUGACGUGGUGGUGGUGGUGGUUUUAAGUGCGCGAUUUAUAGUGUCGUUUUCGCCUACUUUUCUUGCGCAACUGAUUCGGUGAAUUUCCCUACGUAAAUUAUUCACCCCCUCUCGCGCUAUCUCUACGCCAUUUUGUCUUCAACUCGACAUAGGAUUAUUUCUCGGAUCCAAUUUCUACAAGUCUUUAAGGGCGAUCUGUAAGCGCCGAACAGGAAAAAUGAAAUGAAAAAACAAACAAACAAAAUCAAAGAAUCGAAUCACCCGGAAAGGAAACAAAUGAUGGUUUAGACUAGUGAGGAAAAAAGAAAGAAAAAACAAAAGGUACAAUGGAGUUGCUGGUCGUUAGAUAGAUACGGCGGAUCGGGUUAAUAUAACGAAGCCACCCGGCGUUGCUGAGCCCACGCGCUCGCAGCAGCAGCUCUCAUCGUCGUCCCUGCAUCUGCUGCGUGACUGGUGUAGUCAGGGUGAACGCUUGAUAGUGCAAGUGCAGUGGUAAGCAAUUACGCAAAAGGAAGGCGGGUUGGAGCAUCAGAGUAGCGUGUAGCAUUAAACCGCAUCCAAACUUUGUUAACCUAAAUAAAAGGGGAGGAUCCACAAAUACCAAAAAAAUACGCACAACCCCACUCUCCCAAAAACAGGAAAAUAGGCGAAGGGGGGGAAUUAUAUAAGGAGUCAUUAUCUCUCUCUAUCUCUCUUUUGGGUUCUUAAGCGCCGUCGACUAAUAAUGGAAUUGACCGCUAGCCCUGGAACCGAGAUGCAGUUGCCUCUAUUAGUGUUUCGCCGGUGCUACUACUACCCCCUUGCGGUGAACGAAAGUGAAGUGUGUAUAGCCUAAGCUGAACAACUAAGGAGAUUAUACAUACAGCAGCAGUAGUAGGGUCUCUAUUUCUCUCGACAAAGUUGGCCAUUGCUCCUACCACGGCUCCUUGCCAAUCGAAUCUCAAAAAGUCUUAAGCUCAAAGCAGUGCAAGCAAGCGGGCGGGCGAGCUGCUGGGAAUCUAAUGAAAAUGGCCGCAGCGUGUCAAUCAGCAAUUGUCGUGUCGUGCUGGCUGGUGCUGACGCUGAUAGUGGCGACGGCAUUAGCCAUCGGUGAUUGGCCAGCCAACCAGGAAGGUGGCAAGACCCAAGUGUCCAGCUCGCGGGUGGUCAACACUCGCAAAGGAUCGCUGCGCGGACUCUACCAGGCCUUUGAUGACAAGUCGCUGGCGGCGGUCGAGCUCUUCCUCGGGGUGCCGUACGCUUCGCCGCCGCUCGGCUCGCUCCGCUUCAUGCCGCCCGUCACCGUGUCGCCGUGGCGGGGCAUCCGCCAGGCCGACCGCUACAGCCCAGUCUGCCCGCAGCGAUUCCCGGAUCUCAGCAACGAAACCGAGGCGCUCAAGAGGAUGCCGCGCGGGCGGCUAGAGACUCUCAAGAAACUGGUGCCCAUGUUGACCAACCAGAGCGAAGACUGUCUCUACCUCAACAUUUUCACGCCCUAUUCAAAUGCUUUCGCUUCCAGUCCGACUUCGCUGAAGCCUCGCUACCCGGUGAUUGUUUUCAUCCACGGCGAAUCGUACAGUUGGGGAUCGGGCAAUCCUUACGACGGCAGCGUCUUGGCCGCCGUGGGCAAAGUCGUCGUCGUGACGCUCAACUACCGUCUCGGAGUUUUGGGAUUCCUAAACCCUCACAGCGAUCCGUAUUCCCGAUCAAUUUCCAAUCACGGUUUGAUGGACCAAAUAGCUGCGCUUCACUGGCUCCAAGAGAAUGUACAGGAAUUUGGUGGGGACCCAACGAGCGUGACGCUGAUGGGACACGGAACGGGAGCUGCUUGUGCCACUUUCCUGAUGACAUCGCCCGCUGUACUGGACGGUCUGUUCCAGCGAGCCAUUCUGCUGAGCGGUGCGGCGCUGAGUCCUUGGGCGUUGAUCCAAGAGCCGAACAAGUACGCAGUGGAACUCGUUCGUCACAUGAAUUGUUCCCAGGCCUCUGGUGACGGCGGGACAACGGCCCAGUUGAAGUGUUUGCGAGAGAAAACGGUGCCGUCGCUCAUUAGCGCCGGGAGUCGAGUGGAGACGCCGGAAUUUUUGCAUUCUUUCGGUCCGAGCGUCGACGGCGUCGUCAUCGAAGACGAGUACGAGUCCAACAAGAAGAAGUUGAGCCACCGUCUGAGCCGCUAUGACCUGCUUUUCGGAGUGACGCAAGCCGAAUCGUACUUUACCCUCAGCUCUGACGACAAUCAAUACGGCAUGGAAGUGGACCGACGCAAUCGCCUCCUCCGCACCUUUGUCCGCAACACGUACCAGUUUCACCUGCAAGAGAUCCUGGCCACCAUCAUUAACGAGUACACCGAUUGGGAGAGGACCGUCCUCCACCCAGUCAACAUCCGUGAUGAGACGCUGGAGGCACUCGGAGACGCUCAAUACGUCGCUCCUUUGGUUAAAACGGCCGACCUGCAUUCGUCGCAGCAACGAUCGUCCUACUUUUACGUUUUCGAGUACCAAACGAAAGCCAGCGAAUUCCCACAGAGGCCCGGAUGUGUGCACGGAGAGGAAUUGGCUUACAUAUUUGGCGCACCGCUGGUCGCCUCGCUGAGCCACUUUGGACGCAACUACACCAAAGCCGAAGUGUCUCUCUCGGAAGCCGUUAUUGCCUACUGGUCCAACUUUGCUCGCAGCGGCAAUCCUAAUGACGGAAUCGCCACCAUUGCAUCGGGAAGCCUAGCGGCUGAGGCCAGCAAGCAAGACAAAUCGAAAUCUCGAGUGGACUGGCCACCUUACGACCAGACGCACCGCAAAUAUCUUUCUCUCGGGUUGAAGCCAAAAGCCAAGAGCCAUUACCGUUCGCACAAGCUGGCCAUGUGGACGAACCUAAUACCGGACCUUCAUCGGCCAAGUGGCGACGACGUGGCCCGCGUCCACCACCUACUAGACGACUACAACGACCCUUACUCAUACGACGGAAAAGUCAGAGUGGUGCCGGCCACUCUGGCGCCAACGCCAACCAGCACGUCGUCACCGUCGCCCAUCACGUCGGCCGUCAAUUCCAGUCUGCUCAUGGUGGACUCUUCCAGGAAUAAGGCGGACGGCCAAAAGUACGGCGAACCCGAAGCGUCGAGCAAAUUGACCAACGGGUCGCGGAUCCUGACGUCGACGGGAGGCAACGCCGGGUCGGUGAGAGGGACGGGCGAGAGCAGCAACACGGGAGAGCAGUACGGCGCUUAUUCCACAGCGCUGAGCGUGACGAUCGCCAUCGGUUGCUCGUUGCUGAUUCUCAACGUCCUGAUAUUCGCCGGCGUCUACUACCAGCGCGACAAGCAGCGGAUGGAGUUGAAGCGACGCCUGGAGAACGGCAUGAUCCUCUCGGCCAGCGUGAGCGGAGAGGUGGAAAAUCACGCCUCGUCGAUGGUGUCGUCGUCGAGGUUGUGCAGCAAACCCGAUUUGGCCAACAGCGCUUCGCUGAACAAGAUUGACUCGUCGAGUGGCGGGGCCGGGCACGGCCGGCACCACAGCACGGCGACAGCUUCGGUGGCCAACAACACUUCGUCAUCGGUGAUAUCGCUGAGUUCGCCGUUCAACGCUUCCAUCACUCAGUUGCCGCCGCCCGAGUUUGCUGAUUUCCCUGCCGAUCAGUGCCCGUCUGCAGUGGGGACGCCGGGGGCGACAGGAGUGGCGACGCCCAUGCCGUCGUGCCCCAGCAGCAGCAACAGCAACGGCAGAGCUUCGAUGAUUUCCAGUUCGACGGCUUCUUUCCGUCCGGCAGCGACAGCCGCUCCGGCGUCGACCAGCACUCUGCCGAGAAUGUCGACAACUGUUUUCUGCAAUAAUGAAUACCCAAUGCCGUCGUCAUUGCAGCAAUCGCAACAGCAGCAGCAGCAGCAACGCUCCAUGUCUCUGAGAAAACAACCCAAUAAACGAAUGGCCAGUCCGGUCGGCAACAGUGCCAUUGACGAACUACGGGUCUAGUCAGGCGUGAGCUAACGACCAUCUCAUGUGGGACACUGCUCGCUCCAUGAUGUUAGACCUCGCAUUCGAUUCAGUGCGAAAGAUGCGACUGUGUCAAGUCGAUCGAUACAAGACGCCACUCGAAGCCCAACUGCAUAAGAGUCUGUUGCGGGUGAAGCUUGGACGACGUUGUCGCCCGAAUGUCGUG
This is a messenger RNA of Daphnia pulicaria, 4561 nucleotides long. RefSeq names its product neuroligin-4, X-linked-like. The transcript has 8 exons. Gene Ontology annotation, biological process: neuron cell-cell adhesion; postsynaptic membrane assembly; chemical synaptic transmission. NCBI's taxonomy places the organism in Eukaryota, Metazoa, Arthropoda, Branchiopoda, Diplostraca, Daphniidae. Gene Ontology annotation, molecular function: signaling receptor activity; neurexin family protein binding. The record is from RefSeq and is a predicted model, not a curated record. Gene Ontology annotation, cellular component: cell surface; postsynaptic membrane; synapse. Bases 1435 to 4374 code for a protein of 979 amino acids.